AUGGAAGGCUCCAACGGAUUUGGGAUCGAGUCCCUCCUUUCCCACCGGCCGGGGAGCCCGGCCGCGCCCAAGGGAGACCCGCUGAUGGGGGAGUGCCGGUCCCCUUUGGAACUAAGCCCCGGCUCGGAGAUCAGCAGCGGCUGCCCGUCUCCCCACUCGCCCGGGCGGGACUGCCUGGAGGCGCAGCGGCAAGGCGUGGCGGCGGCCCUGGAGUCGCACCUCCAAGCCGGACAGAUCUCCGCCCCGUCCCAAUCCAGGACGGUGACUUCCUCCUUUUUAAUCAGGGACAUUUUGGCCGACUGCAAACCUUUGGCGGCCUGCGCCCCUUACUCCAGCACCAACGGACAGAGCGCGCAGGAGGCGCCGGUUCGAAUCCCGGCCAAGGCCGGGGAGGAUUUCCGAGACAAGGUCGACAAAAGCAGCAGUAACUCGUCUUCGGACUCGGAAUACAAAGUGAAGGAGGAGGGGGACCGCGAGAUCUCCAGCUCCCGGGAGAGCCCGCCGGUGCGGCUGAAGAAGCCCCGCAAGGCGCGCACGGCCUUCACGGACCACCAGCUGGCCCAGCUGGAGCGCGAGGGAGGGGGCAGGGAGGCCAGGUUGGGAAGCCCCCUGGGGAGCAAGGCCCUCGGCCAGCUUUCUGCUCCCCGGAGCUCCCCUCCUCCUCCGGUCCCGUUCCGUCCCUUGUUGGGUUUGAAGGGAACGUCCCUGAAGCUGUCGCUGUCAGCCGCCCGGAGCCACGAGGAAAGGCGGGCUACAAAUGCGCUGGUCGAGCCCUCCCGGAGCGCCGUGGUGGGGACGCUCGGGAAGAAGGGGACCUUUGGGGCAGAGAAGCAGGGACUCCUCGGGGGUGCGCUGGCCGGAGUGGUUAUUCGAAGAGGAGUUCCAGACCCCGGCCUCGAGCUGAACGGCAGACACGGCCCAUUAGCGACCUUGAAUUCAGACCUGCUGUGGAAUGCCACGUGUAGCGAUAAGAUCCCUAAAACGAGAACAAAAAAUAUAUAUAUCCUGGCCACGGGCUUGCGCGGGCCCUCCCCGCCCCCGUUUCCCACGGACGCCUCUUGGAGGCGCUCCACCCGGCAAGGCCCGACAGCCGCCGCCACCCCUUAUGGUUGGGUCCCAGAUACUGGCGUCCACAGGACCAAGUGGAAGCGGCAGACGGCGGUGGGCCUGGAGCUGCUGGCCGAGGCCGGGAACUACUCGGCGCUGCAGCGGAUGUUCCCCUCGCCCUACUUCUACCCGCAGAGCCUGGUCUCCAACCUGGACCCCGGAGCCGCCGCCGCCCUCUAUCUCUACCGCGGGCCCAGCGCCGCCCCGCCGCCCGCCCUGCAGAGGCCGCUCGUCCCCCGCAUCCUCAUCCACGGACUGCAGGGCGCCGGCGGAGAGCCCCCCCCGCCCCUGCCCCCCCUGGCCGGAGUCCUGCCCCGCGCCGCCCAGCCCCGGUGA
Messenger RNA from Gekko japonicus, 1443 nucleotides. It is a transcript of the gene BARHL1, whose product is annotated as BarH like homeobox 1. Gene Ontology annotation, biological process: regulation of transcription by RNA polymerase II. Gene Ontology annotation, molecular function: RNA polymerase II transcription regulatory region sequence-specific DNA binding; DNA-binding transcription factor activity, RNA polymerase II-specific. NCBI's taxonomy places the organism in Eukaryota, Metazoa, Chordata, Lepidosauria, Squamata, Gekkonidae. Gene Ontology annotation, cellular component: nucleus. The record is from RefSeq and is a predicted model, not a curated record. The transcript is spliced from 5 exons. The coding region runs from base 1 to 1443 and encodes 480 amino acids.